AUUAGCUCUGCUCCUACAAUACAGUACCUCAAAGAAACUCAAACAAGGUUUCUACUUUCAACAACUUCAAUCUGUUUUAUUCAUUUGGGUUGUGUUUUUUUCCUGAAUCUGAAACUGGGUCUUCUUCAGUCCUCUGGUUCAUCAAUCAGACUUGUGAUUUCCAGCAAUUUCUUGAAGUUUUAAUACAUGGAUAGUCUCAUGGAGUGGUAUUAUGCAAGUGAUGUUGAUGAUCUUGUUGUUCCGAAAGAUCAAGAAUCAGUUGAGAGGGUUCCUUCACCAGAUUGUUGGUCACAGUGGGGAUAUGCUGCAUUUGGAAGUAUUGAAUACCCGAAGAAGCACCUCGUUUCGGGGACGAAUAUUAACUGGGAGGAACUCAACUUUAAGGGGAAAAGCUUUUCUGAUGAGGUUAACAUCAGUUUUUCUGGCAAUGAAAGAGCGCAGUCUAGUGAAUCAAGCAUGUGUCAAGGAUUACAAAGCGGUUUGCUUCAAUGGACUUCAUCUCCACUUGAGCAGCAAGAUUACCAGCUCCAUGACCCAACUGAAAUUGAUCAAACGAGUUCUUUACUUGAAGAAGAUGUAACUGGCUCGGAUUAUUUGCAUGGAUCAUUCGGGUUUUAUUCCAAGUUCCAGGAAAGUAUGAUGCCAGAUGAUACUUUCUUGACCGACAUGACUUUGGAGUCACAAUAUAAUCCAAGUCACCUGUAUGGCCCGAGAAGCUCAGAGUACCUCAAAACACAUGCCUUUUCUCCACCAAUGGGUUGGGAGAACAAAGAAGUUGCUACUUAUUGUCCACCACUAAAGGCGCCAGUGGUAAAUCUCUCUAUCACCUUUGAGCAAGAUAAUGGAAAUGAACAACUGGGUGAGGAAACUUCAGUGGAAGAAUCUGCAUUGCAGGAACUUGAAAGGGUGAAGGCACAGUUAACAGAGAAGACCAGAUUAUGUUUUCGAGAUGCUCUAUACCGCCUGGCAGAAAAUUCAAAGCAAGAUAAAGUGAUCCACAAACAAGAUGAGGAACUCCUAUUGGAAAAGCACUCCCAGUCGAUGUCUAGUCAUGAAACAUUUAGGUUAGGAAAAAGAGAAGCAAGAGAGUUGAGGACAAACGCCAUUGACAGGGCCAUUGCCAAUCUCUUGUUCAAUAAGAUGGAUUUCAGUGCUCAGCAUCUACCUCCUCUAGAAACAACUGGACAGUGUGACUACGGCUUAAAUCAGCCGCAAAUUGCUUGUUGCUCUCAUUUCAUCGCAGGUGAUGCUGAAGUUCCAACCUGCGGUCCAGAGAACCGACCUUCUAAAAGAUUGAAGCUGCAUACAGAUUUCUCAAGCAGUGCGGCGAGCUUGAUACAAAGUCGUUGUUAAUCGUAACAAGUGAGAGAUCAAAACCAAAUGUGGUGUUAAAAAAAAAACACCCUUGUAUUACAUGCUUUUGAAUGUGUAAAUUUUGUAGAUACACGUUAGUUGCUAUGCACGAUGCAGAUACAUGAUGCAUUGCUCGGUUUGGAUUUGUACUUAAAAUGAGUUGUGGAUUGAAUGAAUGAUCGUGUUUUUUGGCUUUUCUUCUAUCAGUUGGG
Ilex paraguariensis (yerba mate) is the source of this 1565-nucleotide messenger RNA. The record is from the annotation of a GenBank genome assembly. Lineage: Eukaryota; Viridiplantae; Streptophyta; Magnoliopsida; Aquifoliales; Aquifoliaceae.